AUGACCAAGAACGGGGAAAAGCAACCUGCAAAAGACGAAGGGGACAAACCGAGUAAUGGAGACGGUUUGGAGACAUCAACGCCGUCGAAUUCAACAACAGAGCGCGAUGCGCAAACCAAAGAGAUGAGCACAAAGAACAACCAAAGCCCCCCUAAGGGUGCAGAUGGGACGCCUGCAAGUUCCAGCCCAAAGAAGCGUCGCAAAGUUAAUCACGCUUGUGUCUAUUGCCGACGAUCGCAUAUGACUUGCGAUUCGGACCGACCAUGUACUCGCUGUAUAAAACGCAACAUUGGCCAUCUCUGCCACGACGAACCGAGAGAAAACGUCAAGCGGGCGAAAAGCGAACAAGCGACUUCUGCGCCGGACGAAGAGGUUGCGCCAAACAAUGAUUUCGCAGGAGCUCAAAAUAUGCCACGGAAGAUCGAGCCGCAUGAGAUAAAUCAAGUGCUCCACAAUUCCAGUCUUCCCAAUCUAUCGACGUCCAUUGAUCAUUCUCGACCUCCUCAGCCUCAGCGUAUUUCCGCACACCCAGUCGAUGUUAAUCCGCAACAGCUUAUGAGCUACAACGAUUGGCGAUUCGGUACACAAAACCAAUUCCAAGACAUGCACACAUUUCAUCCAUCAUAUAUGUUCAACCAUCCCGAAGUUACGAACGAAUAUAAUCUGCUUAACGAUUUCCUGAGCACGAGUUUGCUUGACGACGCCUCCAUGUAUCCAGGGGAAGAAAUGCCCGGCCUCUAUUCGGAUUCGUCGUUACUCAAUUCUAUGUCAACCAAUUUAAUACCGCACAACAACCAAUCACUUCUUCAGCAACAGCAUCAGCAACAUCAACAACAACAGCACCAGCAACAACAACAGCAGCAGCAGCAAUCCAUGCUACCUCCAUCAAUACUUGCCGCUCAGUCCCAAAACGCAAAUGUGGGGAACUCGAUUCAACGCCCAAGCAGCAAUGUUGGAAAUGAGAAAGCCAAGGAAACUUAUUACAUGACGGCGGCUGAUCCUUCGGGGACGGACCCACCGGAAGAGAGGAUGAACAAGCUUCUGAAAGCCAAGUAUGAUGCUGGCUUGUUGAAGCCAUUCAACUACGUCGGGGGCUACGCGCGGUUGAAUUCGUACAUGGAGAAACAUCUAGAACCCGCAUCGCGACAAAAGAUCCUUCGCCAACUCGAUAAAUUCCGCCCUAAGUUCCGGGAACGGAUGCAAUCGCUUACAGACAUGGAGUUGUUGGUGGUUGAGAUGUGGUUUGAGCGGAGCUUGAUGGAGUAUGAUCGUGUUUUCGCGAGUAUGGCGAUACCGGCAUGUUGUUGGAGGAGAACCGGCCAGAUAUUCCGAGGGAAUAAGGAGAUGGCCCAGCUCAUUGAUGUUCCUAUUGAGUCUUUGCGAGAUGGUAAAUUGGCAAUCCACGAAAUCAUUGUCGAAGAUCAGCUUGUCAGUUACUGGGAGAAGUUUGGCGCCAUUGCAUUCGACAGUACCCAAAAAGCGAUGCUUACGAGCUGUACGCUGAAAAGCCCCAAUUCGAAUAGUCGAGCUGAAGGCAUCAAAUGUUGCUUUUCAUUUACGAUCCGCCGUGAUACACACAACAUCCCUUCUCUUAUCGUUGGAAACUUCCUCCCAAUGAAACGAACGGACCGGUGA
This is a messenger RNA of Blastomyces dermatitidis ER-3, 1635 nucleotides long. Its product is annotated as Zn cluster transcription factor Rds2. The transcript has 7 exons. Lineage: Eukaryota; Fungi; Ascomycota; Eurotiomycetes; Onygenales; Ajellomycetaceae. Gene Ontology annotation, cellular component: nucleus. Gene Ontology annotation, molecular function: DNA-binding transcription factor activity, RNA polymerase II-specific; zinc ion binding; RNA polymerase II transcription regulatory region sequence-specific DNA binding. Bases 1 to 1635 code for a protein of 544 amino acids. The record is from RefSeq and is a predicted model, not a curated record. Gene Ontology annotation, biological process: regulation of DNA-templated transcription.